This is a messenger RNA of Plenodomus lingam JN3, 924 nucleotides long. RefSeq lists its product as uncharacterized. The record is from RefSeq and is a predicted model, not a curated record. Lineage: Eukaryota; Fungi; Ascomycota; Dothideomycetes; Pleosporales; Leptosphaeriaceae.
AUGGCGCUGCACGAGCAAUACAUACUGCGCGUCACCGCAGGCGCAACCUACGACACGGCAAAACACCAAGAGGUCCUGGUCAACACGGAGAAGCCAGUCAACAUCAACUCCGAUCUCAUUGAUGCGCAGCUACACGUUCGUAUCAGAGACUAUCGCGGCCUACCCAAAGGCUCGCCCUCGACCUCUCCCUAUUUCGCCUCCCCACAACAUCCCUACGAUCGUUACUCGAUAUCUUUCUCCUUCAUUCCUAAACAAGACAUCGCCGGCGACAAACUUGUCUUUGGCAAUGACUUUGAAAACCCCAUCCGCGACCGUCUGCCUCCACUGUUCGACAAAGCUUUUGGCAUCGUCAAGUGGUGGAUAGAUCCGGGUCUGGACGGCGAUGUGUAUGGUGACAAGCCCUAUCUGUAUGGUGCCUUGUUGAGCAGCAUCAAUGUUCUGCGGAUAGGCGGGAAGAAGGAGGAGAAUGAACAGGACCAGGACAAGGGCACCGCCGUGGUCUACGAAGAAGGCGCCUUUGAGUCUGGUGCAAACGUUCGUGCUGCGAAGCGCAUGCCCGAGCGAAGCGGCGCACGCCAGAAGUUUUUUCUGACAGAGCAGAAUCGCAAAGAUUUUACCUUUGAAGCUGGCCGCGAGUACCAGUGCGACUUCUUCAACCCGUACUUAGACUUCAACGAAUUCGCGCUGAAGAUUGGGUACGGACUACCUAACAUCUCCAUCCUCGGACACUGGGAUGGACAGCCGCUACGAUACGUUCUCAAGAACCGCGACACAGACAGGGAACUUUUCGUCGUGGUGAUUGAAUUGCUACCUAAUGAGACAGCAAGGGAGCAAGGCGUGGAAGACGCGGAGGGGAAGCCGAAUGAGAUACAUGGACAGCACACAGACAAGGCGAGUGAAGAAGAUGAUGGCGAGUUGGAUUGA